AUGCUGAAGCCAUCCUCCUCCGGCAUCAAUCCGCCUUCAGCUGCCUUCCAACAUGCGAGCAGACAUGUGCGAGACCAUCCGGUCGUCCAAAGCCCCGUACUACGGCCAGAGCCACCGUACUUCCUCGACCAACGUCUGAGGGGCGUAAUGGGAGAGCGGUACUCCUCAUCCGCUGGGAUCCUUAUGGAAUCAUCGUCAUUAUCCGUAAAGCCAGGUUUCUUCGGCGACACAAGCUCUAGUGCCUUUGUCAACGAAUUAAACAACACUCUUGGGAUACGGGUUCGGUCUGAAGAAGAUACGACUGCACCUAAAACUUCUUUCGUGUCCGAGUCCAACGCAAGAAACGGCGCUGAAGUACUUCGCUUCUUUGAGAGUACGGAAGAAUUCGGGAAGCUCCUUGAUCGCUGGCUGGACAUGAACUUUGGUGGAUUUGUUAUCUACGAGCCAAUCUAUCGCACAUGGUGUGAGGGCGUUAAGUCGUUCAUGGACGGAGUGAAACAAGACAAGAUGCCCGAAAGGCUCGAACGUCGCUCUCUCACCAUUUGGCGAAAUACUCAACGUCCUCUGCAGUGUCAUGGAAACAUGUCCGCACUGGAAUGGGCCAGACAGUCGACUGGUGAAAACCUUCGUUGGGAAACACUCGGUCUACUGCUGUCGUCCAUCGCCCGGAUGGCUACGUGUCUGGCUCCAUGGGACACCAUCUUCAGGUCCGGCACAACCAGCACCUAUGGAAAGAUGGAGCUUCUGAAGAAGUUAUCGAAUCUCAUCAAGAUCGUCGUCGACCUGAGCAGGAAAUGCGGCACUAGGAACGAGCUGAGCGUUCACUUGCUGUUCGACGCGGCCAUGACGGAGUCUUUGAUCAACGGCGACAUGCACAAUGAAGUCUGGACGAGUUUCGGAGAAGUCUGCGAUACUGUCGUUUUAAUGGGUCUGCAUCUCGAGAAGCGCAUGGAUGCAAGGACGCCGUUUUGGCUCUGUGAGCUUCGGGUGAGAUUCCUCAGUGUGGUGUACUCAAACGACAAGUUCUUGUCUACCUACCUAGGACGACCUCCCCAUAUGUCUUACCGCUUUUGCGUGCUUCAAGAGCCUCAAGAUCUCAGCGACGAGGAAGUCUGCGGUGAUGAAAAUACCUUGGCUUCUGCUCUUGCACGCUUGCAAGGCGGCUGGACGACUACUGGCCAUCCCCAUCGAAUCACAUGGAUGAAAGCCUCUUCCAAGAGGUUUGCUCUGAGAGAGGACAUUGUCGAAAUCCUCGUCUCUCCACACAUACAAGAUGUCGAGGCUCGCGUACGGUAAGUCGUAACCGACACCUUUCACCAUAAAGGCUAAGACCAUCAGUGAUGUUCGCAGGUGUGAAGAAGAAGCCCUAAAAGCAAUGCCAGCUUUCGUGCAACUCGAUCCGCUGGAGCUCCUCACGAAUGUCCGCAGCGAUCUCUCGUACCAAAUUCCAGGACGAGGCGGUGUCACAUGGAGGCCAGUGGACGUCCACUGCUUUCUCGCCAUCCAGCGCCAGCGCUUGCACGCCGACUUCCUCCUCGAAAAAGUCCUCGUCAACCGCCGCAAAGCAGAUCCCACCCGGCUCCUUUCCAUCGCUCUCAAGCUCCUCAAACUCAUCCUAACCGCCUACGAGCAACGAGAAUUCCUCUGCAACAUCCGCGUCGAUUUCACAGACAUGCUCGCAUUCUACGCCAUUCCCGCCGCAGGCGUCUUGGCCAUGGAAUUAAUCCAACCGCAGCCGAGUCUCGAUUUCCCGCGCUCAGAAGUUCUCCAGCAACUGAGUGUGCUCGUUCCUGCUCUGGAGAGUGUUCGCCCCGGGGAGGGGAAUUAUACGCUCUGUGUUAUGGGUCUGAAUCCCAUUCGGAAAGUCUUGGAUCGUGUGCUCUCUUCGAGGCCACCACGGCAGGAUGAGGAGAGGGUCGAGCAGCAGAACUCUUUGUUUUUCGGCGCGGAUGUCAGCAGUGAUGCGGACUUUCUGCAGUGGCUGGGGAGUGUGGAUUUUGAAUCGGGUAGUUGGUUGGAUUCGGGGACGGCGAGCGGGUUUUCUUCCUUGGAGCCGUCGACUUCCAUGACCUCUGUGAUGAAUGUGUGA
Lecanosticta acicola is the source of this 2089-nucleotide messenger RNA. The record is from the annotation of a GenBank genome assembly. NCBI's taxonomy places the organism in Eukaryota, Fungi, Ascomycota, Dothideomycetes, Mycosphaerellales, Mycosphaerellaceae.